Molecule: messenger RNA, 1041 nt
Organism: Penicillium canariense
Lineage: Eukaryota; Fungi; Ascomycota; Eurotiomycetes; Eurotiales; Aspergillaceae
Exons: 1
Coding region: 1-1041 (346 amino acids)
Source: RefSeq, a predicted model, not a curated record
AUGGACGCUAGCUCCCUCCCGGAUUUCAAGGUCCUGUCCUACCCAACCAAAUGGUGUGGGAUCGACUCCGAUCGACGACCAUCGCCGAGCGAUGAAAUUACAUUGAAUGCGACAUCCUCAUGGACAUACUGCGGGCCGCUUUUACCACUGGAUCCGAAGAGCCUGCCAUCCUCGUUCGAUACCUGGGCCCAGGCCACGGUCAACGGGCCGCUGUUGGGGCCUCUGUUCUCGUUCCUCGAAUUUGUGCACGAGUUUCUGAAAGCCAACGAUAUAUCGCACUACUGGCUCACAAUCCGCGCCAGCCAAGGCUCGGACGAGUUCGACAUACCGCGCUGGCACACCGAUGACCUUUUCUUCUCGCCGCUAGCCACAGCAGCAGCCCCAGCAACCACGACGCCGGCUCUCCGGCACUCCUUCCUCUGGCCAUUCGCAGAUGCCGCCAAACGACACCGGCGAGCAUCAUCACUGUCGCACACAAGGCGAUCCAGCCAGAGCGUACACACCCGAUCUCCCCAGCCAACGCCCCCACAACUUCCGCCGUCAGUCCAAAUAUCCAGCUCCACAACCAAUCCACCAAACUGGAAACUAACAACCACUCUCCUCGGCCCGGGCACCCUCUUCAUCUCCCUCCCCCUCAACCCGCACGCCCGCAACCUCCAAAGCACCACCAAACUCACUGUGCGCACCGCAAACCCUGGCCACAUCUGCCUGUCCAUCCGGUGCGUGGGCUGCGCCACGGCUGCCGAGGAAGUGCGGGCCACGCUUGCCGCGCAGCUGGGCGGGCACCGUGAUGGGGCCGGGGUUGUGCAGGCGGCACGUGGGGAAUGUGUGUUCUUCCGCGUUGGCGAAGACGAAGGUGCCGUGCAUUCAGAGCCGAUGUCCAGGGGGGAGAGGGUGUUUGUUAAUGUUGUGCCGGGGUUUGAGAAGGAUCUGAGGUGCUUGAUGGCGAAAUGGGGGAUGGAGUUUCCGAGGGCUUGGUGUGUGGGAUUGCCGUUCCAGGGGGUUGAGGGGGGUUGCUGGAGAAAUGUCGGUGAGAUAUGA